GCGCGCGCCACGCGCUUCUUACAACAGGUGCUAGCCGCUAAGAUUCACGUGUGAAAUGUCUCGUAUCAUAAAUAAAACAGUGAUAUAAAAAACUAUGCGUUAAUUACUUAUAAACAGAUAUAUUUAGUCGUAUUAUAUUUAGUUGUAUAAUUAAGGACGGGUAAUAUUGAUAAGUAUUUUGCACAAAUAAUGUUUAAUAUAAUUCGAGUGUCCAACAAUCCGAGAAUGUGACAAAGUGGAAUUUAUUGUAUCAAUAAAAUUUAACACGUACGUACAAAAUUAUUUUAAAUUGUUUAGGAAUAAAUUUUAAGUUAGGUUAUACAAAGUAAUAUACAGUGGGCGUGUAGUGUUGAGUGGUGCAAACAGUGAAUAAAAAUUGUAUGUAAGAUUGUUUAAAAUUUGUGUGUCGUGGGAGCGGGCUUAUGGGGCAAUGUGUGUCCCGGGAUCAACCGGGAUCAUACGCCUUCGCGCGGCACUACGAUGCGGAGAGCUAUGCAAGUAGUGCAAGCGGAAGUACAAGGAAAGGUCACUCUGAGUCGAAGGGGGCAAAGAAACGGGAGAAAAGUACGAGCGGGAACGGCAACAAACCAACCCGCGGCGUCGCCACAUCUUUCGGGUUCCGUCGAAGGCCAGCAAGCAGUUCACGUGCUGAUGAUAACGCGCGAAGAAAACAAAAACCUCAAGACAAAAAUGGAAAUGGUGGCUCCACUGAAGAUCUUAGAGCUGAGGAGGUAUUGUCGGGUCGAUCGACUCCACUCGCCCGACCGAGAAAGGAAACAUCCGGCCAACCUCUUCGUUCAAAUAGGUUCGGUUUCAGACAGCCACACAGUAAGACGGCGAAGGUUAGUGACGUGAGCGUCGUCGCUGAACACGCCUUCGCUCCGCCCAAAGACAAGGAGACGAUCAAUAACAAUGCUCUAGAGAAACGAAACCCCAACACCCAUAACCUGCCGUUAAUACCAACUCAAGUGUCUUCGACUGGCGUCACUAACAUCAUCGGUUCCACUGGAGUUCCCAAACCUGUCACCAAGCAAACUGUCAUAUUAACGUACCAGCCGCAACAAUUGUCCUUGCAAGAUGGUCGUAAGCAACGUUCAGAACAGUCCCAUGUCCGCGGCACGUCUGUUCCGCGCUCGUUGUCUGAAGCGAAGCCACCUGGAAAAUACACCUUCCAGACGAAUCAACUGCCUCGACCCCAGUAUCCAUCCGUAAAGAACAUUGAUGCUAAAACUACUAAACAGGUUGUCAACAACACAAGAAAGGCCGGCGCUGUCGAUGGUUGGAGAGAAGGCACAGGAUCCGCGGUAUCCUGUGAUUCUGGCGUAUGGACGGGUGGCGAGGCCGAUCUAUCACCACGCUCUCGACGACGACCCCGAAACCUGGAGAUGGUGAUGAGAGGAACCCAUAAUUUCCACCUCAGAGAACUGCAAGUAGCUGAUCUUGAUAUAAUGGAUGACGCGGUAGUAACUGGUCACGCGGUCAUUCCACUCCCAAAGUUACCAAGUUCAUUUAACGAAGAGUCAUCACCAGAGUAUGAAAUGCCAGAACCUACCUUUGCUCCAACAUCACCUAUAACAACCAAAUCCGCAUUUAUCGAACCAGUACAAAGAGAUGACUCACCUAUGUCCACUCUAGAUCGAUACAGGAAUAGAAGUAGGCCUAGCAGAAUUCAAACAAACAUCGAAUUCAAAGAUGAAGAGAAAUUUGUCCUAGACAGAGCACAGCCUGAAAUACUUAACAAACAGAAAUCGUUUAUAAAAUCAUCAAGUGGAAUAACAUCACCGACAGCAGUUGAUUCAAGCAAGGAGUCGAGUCCCUCUUGUAAGAGCGAAGCAAGUCAUUUCGGUAAUAGUAGUGCUUGGCAAAGUCAUGCUGCAGGAGAGGCAAUGGCAACGAGAUCGCAAGACGAUGUUUCGUUAGCACUCAGCGUAUCAAGCUGUGAAGAUGACAAAUCCAAACUGGAAACAAAGGAAACACUUCCUGAAUCCGAAGUUCCCAUUAAAACGAUAGUAAUCGCUGAUGAGCCUCCCGUUCCACAUCCAUUACUGAUGAAAUCACUAACCCUGAGUCAACAUGACGCUCUCCGUGGAACUAUGAUGGGUUCUAUGACAGGAUCAAAUUAUAGCACGACAAGCACAUGCACAAACCAGAGUACUGACCAACAUACUCUGACCCUAACAUUGGAGGAGUCUAAAUUCGAUAUGUCAGCUUUAGAAACUUCAACCCAAAGUCUCCUUGAUGAUGAAACAUCACCAGCUGAUAGUUUGAUAUCGUCGACCAGUACUAGUGACUCGAACAAUGACUUACACGUUGAAAGGGACGCUCCGUCUAUAUCAAGUGCAUAUCAAACAGCUAACACGAAAACUAGGUCUCCUGAACCCAUAAUAGAGGAGGAUGAUAGAGUGGACGGUGAAGCCUUGCUACCAGUGAAAGAGGGAAGUAACGGUAGCGGCGACACCAGCAAUAAGGAUACUCCUCCAUCCCCCGGGACACCGACGCAUGCAUCAGGGUCGCUUUCGCUGUCCGACGGAAGAGACUUCUUUGAUGAUGAGAUCGCCGAUCAACCAGCAUUACUCUUUAGAAAAAACAAUCAAGGAAGUCCAUCUGUCAAGCGAGCAGACUCAGACAAGCAACGGCGAUCCAGAGAACAAAUUACCUCAAGUCCUCAAGCUCAGCGCAGUCGAAAAAUGGGUGGUAGUCGUCACCCUACAGAGCGGACUCCGUCCCUGGACACACUCUCCAGCCUUGCGUCCGACGACCUCAUGAUGGACAAUGAUUUAGCCAGGUCCAUCACCAGCCUCCAGAGCGUUGAUGAUUACAUUGAGAGACUGGACAGUUCUCUUCGUAGUGGAUUAAAUUCUUUGGAUGAGAGACAACUUCACCAAGAGCUAGCAUCAUCUAAGGCAGCUGUCCGACAGUGGAGUCAAUUGUUGGAGAAAAACAAUCUCCUCGAUCGACAACUCGCUGCUAUGGCUCAGGGGAAGGCUGAAUCCAUGACUGGGAGUACCAAUAGUCUUAGCAAUAUUGGGGCCAGUCUUCCAGUACGCACGGCUCGUUUGUUGCAACGGUCACGUACUCAGACACCAUCAGAUGCCGGGAUAUCAGACGGGAGCACAUCCCCUGCACCCGCGCCCUCAUCAUUACUUCAAGAUGUCGUCGACAUCAAAACCCUACUGUUGCAACUCAAGAGGGUAUUACAAGAGCCAGGGGAGGAGCAUCAUACGAUGAGUAGCGAAACUCUCGACCCGUUGCUAGCGGCGUGCGCGGAGAGUCCCGCGCGCGGCAACGGGCGCCGCCUCCCCGCCUCGCCGCUGCACCCUGAUGCUUGUGCCGAGAUGCGUCGCCAAAUAGUCUACCUACAGGGUCAGUUGGAGGAGAGAGAUCGAUUGGUGCGUGUGUUGCAACAACAGAUGCUGCGUAUGGCUGAGAGCCAUGAGCCGAGAGUUGAUGACACCUGCAACGUCGCCACACAGACCGAUCGAUUGCGGCCACCUAUCGGCAGCUCGCUAGCGAGUUCUGAAAAUUCCGGUUUAGUGAGUUGGAAUGAACAAGCUAGUGGAAGGAAGCUGCCGUAUAGUGAAGCACAAAAGACAAAAAGGCCUGGUAGUAAUGGGACCGUGAAAUGUCAGUGCGGUGCGAGAAAAGUGAACGGACUAUUAGACGAAAACAGACAGACGGACAAUCUUAAUGACAAGCGGGACUCGGUUCUGCUGAAGCCUAACAGUCGGGUUGGAUCUAAAUACCUUCAAGCAUUAAACAACACAGACAAUAGAAGAUAUAUCAAACGAGAUUCGUCUCUCAACGAUAGAUAUGAACGACGAAGCCUGUACUCGUCACGUUCCAAAUCGAUAGAGAAUUUUCACAACCAGCAUUAUCUAUCCACAGAGCCUUUACUUUCUAAAACAGCAGUUAUCGAGGAGACUUCCAUAAAACAUCACACUUCCUAUGGGGAUCUUUACAAUGGAAGGAUAAGUAGCAAAGAGAGUGUAAACGGGAACAGACACAGUCCAAGUCUCGGUCAGUCCACAGACACGGAUUAUAGUUCGGAUGGAGGAUAUAAAUCUUUGCCAUCUUCUAUUAACUACAGUACGUCACCCAAAAAAGUAAGCGGAAUACCGCGGAGGUCUUACGAACAAAAGUUUAAUUCACCAAAACAAAUCAGGGCGAGCGCCAUUUAACGCACAGCUCUAUGUAGAAACUGUUGCAGGCCAAUAUGAUAAGGUUCCUUUGUGCUGUAUAAAAUAUUACCGGACUGACCAACAAACAUUCUGACGUUUUGUUUCAUUAAAUAUUCCCUUCGAAUAAUUAGCGUUUCGUGCCAUGACUACGAAGAGCAAGGCUUGUUCGCAUUUAUAUCGAAGCUUAAAUUAAGAUCUUGUUUUGGCCAAAUUGUAAUCGAUGUUAAAUGUAUUCCAGUUAAAAAAAAAUCGUUCGACUUGAAAUGUAUUUCGUUUCUGAAUCGAUUGCUUUGCGCAAUUUUUUUUUUAUACAUAGAUAAGCUUGACCCCUGUACAUUACAGAUGGAUAAAGAAACCGGAUUAUACUAUUAUUUGUAGAUUUCGAUUCACAUGUUUGUAUACAGACGAUAUUUUAGAUUUUCUAUGAUAGACAAACUAGCUGUAACGCUUACAGCGUUGUGUUAUGUGAUAAGAGUGGCUGUAAGGACUUCAUUUCAUUUUACCUUCCUACACCUUAUGUACAUUGUAUUGUAUGUUAUAUCAAGUUGUUUACUUGUACGCUCCUUGUAUUAUUUAUAAACGGUACUAGUUAGGUAUCAACGCGCUUGCGGCAUUUCGUAUCCCCGAUGUCAUUUUGAAAGCAUUUGUCUUAUUAAUGUAAUGUUAAAUGUGUAAUGAUUUAGUAUUUCUGUAUAGAAAAUUGUAAUCUUCCAUAAAAAUUGUCUUUAGGUCGUAACGGAGGUCGUGUGGUGCCGGCUUAUUUUAUAAUACGAAAAGAAUGUAAGAAUAGUUCCUCUGAAUUUGAACUUGUUUUUAAUAUAAAUUAAGCCAGUUCUGCACGAGCCGAGGUCUCGAUCGCAAAAGCAAAACAUCCUAUUGAUACCUAGUGUUAUCGUAUAACGUAAUGCAUAUUGUACUUAUGGCCGACGUCUGUUAUAGCGUUCAUUAUCGCCUCUAUUAGUUAUAUAAGUGAAAGCCCAUUAGCUUUAGUAAGAAAUAUAUUAAUUUAAAUCUAAAAUGUUUCAAUAAAUCAGUUUAAUUUUG
Danaus plexippus (monarch butterfly) is the source of this 5222-nucleotide messenger RNA. RefSeq lists its product as uncharacterized. The coding region runs from base 423 to 4178 and encodes 1251 amino acids. The record is from RefSeq and is a predicted model, not a curated record. NCBI's taxonomy places the organism in Eukaryota, Metazoa, Arthropoda, Insecta, Lepidoptera, Nymphalidae. The transcript has 22 exons.